UAAAUAAAUUUUAAAAAAUAAUCAUUAUUAUUAUUAGUAUUUAGAUAUUAAUUAGUCCCAAUUAUAAAUUAUCAACUACAAAAAAAAUCCCAAAUAUUAUAUGGCAACUACACCUUAUAUUUUUUGUGCAAUUUUAAUAUUGCUCUUUAAUUUGGUUCCACACACAACUCAAUCAAAACCACAUGGUAACCCUUUUGGCUUCCUAAAGACCUUAGAAGGAAGCAAGAAGGGCCAAAAUGUGGAUGGCAUUCACCAUCUUAAAGGUUACCUUACAAAAUUUGGGUACCUCGAAAAUAAUCGAGUGUCCGAAAAUGGGGUGACUACUACCAUGGCUAUCAACAACGAAGAUGCUCAAUUAUUUGACGAGAGUGUUGAAGAGGCGAUCAAAACCUACCAGCACAAUUACGGGUUAAAUGUUACAGGACAUUUGGACGCUGCCACGGUGAAGCAGAUGAUGCUACCUCGAUGUGGCGCUGCGGACAUUAUCAACGGCAAGAACACGAUGCAAAAGAAAGACAAAACAAGAGGUCAUAACAACCGAAAGUCCAUGUAUGGAACAUCAUUAUACGCAAAUAGAGGGGUAUAUUGGCCAUCCACACAGUAUGAACUAACAUAUCAAGUUCGGUCAGAGACCCUAGUCCGGGGGGCAGAGAACAUGCGCUACAUAGUGGCUAAUGCAUUGAGACAAUGGGAACGAUAUAGCCCCUUUAGUUUUCAGGAAGUUGCCGAGGGCUACCAAUCCAAUUUAGUAUUCGCAUUUGCGCAAGGUGAUCACGGGGAUGGUCAUCCCUUUGAUGGCCCUGGUGGUAUAUUAGGUCAUUCUUUUUAUCCAACUGAUGGUCGGUCACAUUAUGAUGCAAUGGAGAAUUGGAGUGACAAUCCUGGACAAUAUCAAAUGGAUUUAUACUCUGUUGUUCUUCAUGAAAUUGGCCACCUCCUUGGCUUAGCUCAUACGCAGGACCAGAGUGCUGUCAUGUAUCCUACUAUUGCUCCUGGGACGUUGAAAAGAGAGCUACAAGAAGAUGAUGUUGAAGGUAUUCAAGCCUUAUAUGGAGCGACAUAAUUAAGUCACAUAACAAUACUUGGUGUGUUCAUGUCUAAAUGCAUGAUUAUUUACCCUUUUUCUUUAUGCAAAUGAGCGAUUUAUUUACUCUGUAAUUUCAAUUGUGAUGUUAUUUUUUAUUCAUGUAUUUGUACAAAAUUCUCAGAAAUUAGUACAAUUAAACUUGUGACAAUUAGAGGAAUAAUCCAUACCGGUACCGGCCUGUCUUCUUAGUGCCUGUGUUAA
Messenger RNA from Spinacia oleracea (spinach), 1288 nucleotides. Its product is annotated as metalloendoproteinase 1-like. Gene Ontology annotation, biological process: collagen catabolic process; proteolysis; extracellular matrix organization. Gene Ontology annotation, cellular component: extracellular matrix. Bases 101 to 1063 code for a protein of 320 amino acids. The transcript has 2 exons. Lineage: Eukaryota; Viridiplantae; Streptophyta; Magnoliopsida; Caryophyllales; Amaranthaceae. The record is from RefSeq and is a predicted model, not a curated record. Gene Ontology annotation, molecular function: metalloendopeptidase activity; zinc ion binding.